CGGGCGUCGCGACGAAGGGCGUCGUUUCCAUGUCGCUUAGAGGACCGGGUCUCGGACCUCGCGAGAUCGGGAUUAGCAUCGACCUGCAAGGUUACUCGCAGUUUCGGGGCCGAAGGUCGCGGCUCUGGCGGCUGACACGGUGCGUAUCGGCCGCUGACAAUACCUGGCUCGUCAUCGGCCCUUCGGGGUUUAUCUCUCUACCUGGGUCGGUCAUUGCUAACUGUACUUUUAAUGACCCUCCCCUUCCGGCGGACUCGGCGCUCCUCCUGGACGAACGGUACGAGCUGUUCAGUGUCUUCUAGGUACUCUGGGGUGUACGUCGGUCCUAGAGCUUCGCUUGGAGUACCGACGUCUUCCUUGCGCUUUGGAGUACGGAGGUGCGACUGAGGAUUGUUUUGUUCUCGUACUCAGCGAUGGAAAGGUUUCGGUGUUGGCAGUGGUCUGGAGUACCAUCGAGCAAGUGUCAAAAUGGGAAGGAGACUAUACUUUGUAUCCUUCACUAAGGCCUGCCACUCUCGCUACGACAACUCAUCUGCCAUCCAAGUUAACGAACCCGACGACUCCUAAUCGACGGAACCAAUUCACUAGCAAUACUGCCCGCAACUGGGAAUCAAUAAGACGCAGUAACCGAAUCGAAAAGAACUCAAACUAAGGAAACGGAAACUUUGGAAGGUAUUCAGAGGCGUUGGAGUACCCAGCAAGAGGUUGCGACGGUGAAGGGAGGACAAUAAUACUUAUUCAUAAAUAAGCAAAGAGAAGAUGAUCACCCCGGAGGCAGAAGAGUCAGCGAGAGUUCGUGGGUCCAGGAAGAGGUUAGCUGCGAGGGAAUGAGGAACCCGGCACUGCGUCUGGUCGGGAUAGCGGCGUCACCUGGGGGAGGUGGAGCGUUUGGCACACGGGCCGAGGAGGAGUUGCGCCAGUGGCUGGAAGAACGCCUGGACGCAUUGGGGAUCGACCCAGUUGCGUACUCGCGGUUUGUACUCAGCCUACUGCGCCACCCCGACUCGGCCCCCAGCCCUCCGGGUAAGCCAGUGGCUGCCGGCAGGGGUGGACGUCACGCUCGCCCUGGACCCAGACAGAAGCUGCCCGAUCAGGGCCAAAGGGAGCAGCGGCGCACCGUUGUGCAAUGCCUAACCAGUGCCGCUGACGAGACGUGCGGGAUCGAGCCCCUGGUGGACGAGCUAUGUGCGAAGCUGAGGGAGCUCGAGGGCGGAGGCUCGACUGACGACAGGGAAGAAUGCAAAACGACGGAGACCGAGCCGAAGCCAACCCUGGAAUCCCUCACGCCUCGCGACAGAGCCCUCAGAUACUACGCGGCAUUCCCGGCCUUGCAACCUGCCACCCCCAAGAAGUUUUCCCAGAGGAAGGACCGGAACCCGGGGAACAACGCUAACAAUAGGAACCACGCUAACAACAUCAACAACAACAAGAACCACAGCAACAAGAUCCGCCACAAGAAAACUAAGAUGUCUAUUCAGGCCAUAGACUCACACCAGCCGGAGGAUAAGGAAAGCUACGGCUUCGCCAAGUCGAUGGAGCGCGAGCGGGAGAAGGAGCGAGAGAUGGAGCUGGACCGGCUGCGCCUGGCGCAGCUCCAGGCGAAGUUCGACGAGAGCCUGGAGGCGCUCUGGGACACCGGGACCGGGAGCACCCUGGACACGGCGUCCAUAUGGGCGGCCCCGUCUCUCUCGAUACCCUCGGGCCCGCUCUGGCCGUCCGACGCCGUCGACGCGGCCUCUUUCUCCCUGCCGGCCUCCGAGGGUGGCGGUGGACGUCCGCCCGAGACGCCUUACCAGGAGUCGAUCGUCGACGACUCUCCGCUCAUCCCCUGGGACAUCGACCUGAUCGGCAUCGAGGACUUCGCCGAAGGGCCCGGGCCCAAGGACAAGACAGACUACAACGUGAGCUGGUCCGAGGCGAUCGUGGAGGGUCCAUGGUGUUGGCGCGACCUGGGCAGCAACCUGGCUAGCCUAGGGCAGAGUCCACGUGGCGGAGGUGGUUGCCUCUACCCCGCGGGUCCACGAGGAGGAGGCGCGAGUCCCGUGGGGGGCGGCCCCGGGAAGAAGGAGGCCAGGCCUGGCCUUAAGGCGGCCAUCCUGCCGGAGCCUGACGAGGACCUCCUCACGUCCGACCGGACCCACUUCCGGCCGAUCAAGGACGACGGCCACUGGGCCGACGGGACGACCUUCCCCGUGGACAACGCCCUGGAGAGGGUCGCCUAUCGCAGAUCCGAGUCCGGCAACCUCUUCUACCUCCCGGGCGGGGAGAGUCCUUACAUGGAGUAUCGGGGGAACGGGUCCGAGUCGCCCAGGGCCUCUGGAGGGCCCUCGGCUAACCUCACUCUCAAAUUCAGGGUGCGUCAGUGCGACAAGUGCGUCCAAACCGAGCCCGUUCGUUCCCCGGUCAAACGCAGAAUUCUAUCCGAACAGGACCGGAUAUGCUACCGGUCGGCAGGGCUCGAGGCUCGCCACGUGGAGGCCCCCAAGAAGGACUCCUUCGACCCGGCUCGACCCGGAUGGAACGGCCACGCCUUGACCUCGCGCAACGACAGGAAGAGAAGACACAGCAGCAGCGUGAAGUGCCGGCCUAUCACCGCCCUACGACCCUUGACCCUGUAAUCUCGACCUAGGCGACGUCGGAGCGCUGCAGGGAAAGAAAAAUGAAAUAUAGAAAAUGGCGGCCCAGGAGGGUCGCGUUUUAUCCACACCGUAUGAUUUCGUUGUUUCCUUCGACGAGAGAGAGGGAGAGGAUGAGAAAGUGGAGUUGGAAGAAUCCCGCGACCAAAAAAAAAAGAAGAAGAAGAAAGGGGGGAAAAGUGGAAGACGGAAGAUCAAGGACGAAGAGGAGUCGAACGGACGCCGGCGAGGAUGCUGAAGUGGGGAAGAAAAAGAAGAAAAAUAUGAAGAAAUUGCGAAAACGCGGAUAUGCGUGGCGGGGGGGCCCCCUUGGCAUGUGGAAUUUGUUAUGCAUGAACCCAAGGAGGCGCUGCUGGCCCCCUUCGUCACUUUUAGCGAGCAGGAGGCAAAUUCGAGGACGUGUCGAAGGGCCGGAAGAAGCAAUAGGGUUGAAGACUCGGAAGGCCGGACGAAAAAAAGAAACAAAAAAAUGAUAAAAAUAUUAUAAAUCAACGGGAGGGAGGGAGAGACGAAUUGUUAACCCUAGAGGAGAGAAGGAUGAGGAAGGAAGGUGAACAUUGAACGGAGAAAAUGUUAGAAAAUUGUACAAAAAUACGUUCACCACCGGACGAGGCAGAGAAGACGGAACGCAAGGUCUCCCCGAAGAGGUAGAGGGGAGAGCGAAGUAGCACGAGUGAACCUCGUUUUUUUUCCCCAGUUUUUUUUUCUUUUUUUUUUCUAUUACUAUUGUCGGUUAAUUUUAUGUAACUUGUUGAUUCCUUUUUUUUUUCUCUCUUUUAUGAGGAAACGGGAGGAAAUUGUACCCCCCCAGUGUCGUGCGGCGUUCAGGGCGCACCUUUUGCCCCUCAAGGUUUUAUCCCCACCCCUGUUUAUUUCCCCUGUGGCGCUGGGGCUCCGCCAAUCCACGCACUCCGUUAGGCGCGCGGUAUAACGGAAUGUAUGUGAGGGAAGGCUUGCGCGUGUUGUAUUUCCCAUGGGUCGGUGCAGCUCCGCCAAUCCACGCGCUCCGUUAGGCGCGCGGCCCAACGGAAUGUAUGUAAGGGUUGUGGCCGCGCGGUUUUAACUCCAUUUCGUUUAUUCCCAUGGGUCGGUGGAGCUCCGCCAAUCCUCGCGCUCCGUUAGGCGCGCGGUAUAACGGAAUGUAUGUGAGGGAAGGCUUGCGCGUGUUGUAUUUCCCCUGUGCCGGUGGAGCUCCGCCAAUCCACGCGCUCCGUUAGGCGCGCGGCCCAACGGAAUGUAUCUAAGGGUUGUCACCGCGCGGUUUUAACUCCAUUUCGUUUAUUCCCAUGGGUCGGUGGAGCUCCGCCAAUCCACGUGCUCCGUUAGGCGCACGGUAUAACGGAAUGUAUGUGAGGGAAGGCUUGCACGUGUUGUAUUUCUCCUGUGUCGGUGGAGCUCCGCCAAUCCUCGCGCUCCGUUAGGCGCGCGGCCCAACGGAAUGUAUGUAAGGGUUGUAGCCGCGCGGUUUUAACUCCAUUUCGUUUAUUCCCAUGGGUCGGUGGAGCGAUCCAACGGAAUGUACCCUAGGGAUGGCCCGCGCAAAUGGAGACCCCCGAGGACCCUCGAUUAAUCCAGCUCACCGAGAGCGGAAUCUUGCGAAUGUGGUGACCGGAUUAUUGAGAAAGGAAUGCCGAGGGAGGAUGAUCGGUUGGGGGUUUUUUAUCGGUAUGCUUUAUUUUUACCGGCGGAUUUGGCGAUCGGUGGAUGGGAAUUGAGGAUGUCGGAGAAUGAUCACAGUGGAAUGUGGAAAUAUCGAGAGGGUGCUGGUGUCAUGUGGUCGGCACGAGAAUUGGGCAUUGAAGUCUGGAGUUUCUGUAAUUUGAGGAAUGGAUAUCAAUUUCGGAAUUAAUGGCGUGUGAAUAAAAUUCGAGGUGGUGGAUUAAUGAGUAAACAAGAGCUGAGCGUCUUGUGAUCGCGGAAUUGUCAAUGUCAAUGCAGAGACCACGUGUUGUAACAUCAAUUCGAGGACCACUUGAUGGAACGUCAAAUUUGAAGACCACGUGGUUGAAACGUCAAAUCGAUGUCCACGUGGUCGAAACGUCAAAUUCGAAGACCACGUGGUUGAAACGUCAAAUUCGAAGACCACGUGGUUGAAACGUCAAAUUCGAUGACCACGUGGUCGAAACGUCAAAUUCGAUGACCACGUGGUCGAAACGUCAAAUCGAAGACCACGUGGUCGAAACGUCAAAUCUAAGACCACGUGGUCGGGCCACCCUCUUCCCUGUCGGCCGCGCCGCCGGCCCCUCGGCGAAUAAUUAACAAGAAUUAAUUUUAAUCUCGUAAUCCUCUAAUUAUAAUUUAACACCUCGUAAGAGGGACGACUACGACGACGACUAAGGAGAGUCCCGCCCGUGUCCCCUGUCCCACGUGUCCCUUUCCGCCUGCCCGGAAGUCGGGAGGCGGAAGUCGUUAACCGUUGACCGUUAACGUCGAAUGCGUUAUCGAGACGAGGAAAGCGUACAUUUAUCAGAAGGUGUAUUUUCGAGGAAAACGUGCGUGCCCCUCGGGAGGAGCCCUCGAGGAGGGGGUCGGACCUGGACCCCCUGCGGAGGCUGCCAUCCCCUGCGAGAUAACGCGAGAUAUCGCAAGAUAUCGCGAGAUCGAUUAGACUUGCGCGGAUGUUUAUUUGUCGAAACUGGCGCGAAAGGAGCUGGAAGUAUAUUACUCUCCGAGUGAAAAGGAUGUACGCAGUGGGAGUAACCCAAUAAAGGCAUUGCAAACAA
This is a messenger RNA of Orussus abietinus, 5359 nucleotides long. RefSeq lists its product as uncharacterized. The record is from RefSeq and is a predicted model, not a curated record. Bases 828 to 2618 code for a protein of 596 amino acids. The transcript is spliced from 8 exons. NCBI's taxonomy places the organism in Eukaryota, Metazoa, Arthropoda, Insecta, Hymenoptera, Orussidae.